UUGAGGAAAAGCCCAGCCAGAAACCGCGGAGAGAGCAGUUGCCCUAGCAGCGCACCACCACUCCACCAGCAUUCAAAGCGGCAUCCAAAUAUUGCGCAGUGCACGCUAUAAAUUUCGAGUACUUUCUACUUUGGUGCUCGCCUCCGACUGUUGAGAUGGCGGCUUCGAAGGUCGACGGUCCGGCGAUCGGCAUCGACCUGGGGACGACCUACUCGUGCGUGGCCGUGUGGCGGCACGACCGCGGCGAGGUCAUCGCCAACGACCAGGGCAACCGCCUCACGCCGUCCUGCGUCGCGUUCACCAACGCCGAGAAGCUCGUCGGCGAGGCGGCCGUGAACCAGGCUGCCCUGAACCCCACCAACACCAUCUUCGAAGUGAAGCGACUAAUCGGCCGCCGAUUCAACGACGAAUCUGUGCAAGAAGAUGCCAAGCUGUGGCCUUUUAAAGUCGUCGCAGGUAAUGACGAACGACCAAUGAUCAUGGUACAGUAUGAAGGCAAGGAGAGGCAGUUCAUGCCCGAGGAGAUCUCCGCCAUGGUGCUCGCCAAGAUGAGAGAGACAGCAGAGGUAUACCUUGGUAAAACGGUCAAGAACGCUGUCAUCACCGUGCCUGUCUACUUCAACAACUCCCAGCGCCAGGCAACCAUUGACGCCGGUGCCAUCGCCGGCCUAAAUGUCAUGCGCAUUAUCAACGAGCCGACCGCUGCCGCCUUGGCAUAUGGUCUCGAGAAGAUGCCUGUCAGCAACAAACGAAGGACGGUGCUCGUCUUUGAUCUUGGUGGCGGUACCUUUGAUGUCUCGCUCCUCAACAUUGAUCCAGGAGUCGAUAUGGACAAGGGGCUCUUCGAGGUGGUGGCCAUCGCCGGUGACACUCACCUUGGCGGGGCUGACUUCGACAACGAGAUGGUGAAAUACUGUCUCCGGGAGUUCACACGCAAACACGGGAAGAUGGACAUCCACAGCAACCAGAAGGCGCUCCGGCGGCUGAGGACUGCCUGCGAGAAAGCAAAGAGGAUGUUGUCUUCCACCGCACAGACCACCAUUGAGGUUGACUGUCUCCAUGACGGCAUUGACUUCUGUGCCACAAUCACCAGAUCUCGAUUCGAGGAGCUCAACAAGGACCUUUUCAGCAAGUGCAUCAAGGCUCUGGACAAGUGCUUAUGCGAUGGCAAGAUGGACAAGGGCAGCGUCCACGACGUCGUCCUGGUGGGCGGUUCCACCCGCAUCCCCAAGGUACAGAGCAUGCUCCGGGGAUUCUUCUCUGGGAAGGAGCUUUGCCGGAGCAUCAACCCUGAUGAAGCUGUUGCGUACGGCGCUGCCAUCCAGGCCUCCAUUCUCAGUGGUGGAACCGAAGAUGGGAGAUUAGUGGAUAUGCUUCUCCGCGACGUCACGCCACUCUCGCUUGGGAUUGAGACUGAAAAUAAUUUUACAAUGAGCGUGGUUAUCCCAAGGAACACGGCCAUCCCGACCAAGAAGGUGCAGAACUUCACCACGCUCUACGACAACCAGAAAGUCGUUAGCUUUCCAGUGUACGAGGGCGAGAGUGCGAGCACCAAGGACAACAAUCUGCUCGGGGAGUUCAAGCUCACCGAUAUACCCCCGGCACCGAAGCAUGUACCUAGUUUCGAUGUCACCUUCGACAUUGACGCAAACGGCGUCAUGAAGGUGUCCGCGGAGGACAGAGACACUCGGCGGAAGAACAGCAUAACCAUCGUUAACCACGGCGGUCGACUGCGCAAGGAGGAAAUCGCGCGCUUGGUGCAGGAGGCCGAGAACUAAAGAGCAACGCCAGGGUGAAACAAAUGCUCGAGCGUAUCUGUUAACAGCAAUGGAUGCUAAAUAUUGCUAUCACCGUAUCACGUGACUUUUUGUCUUGGCUUCAUGGCUAGUGCGUAUGGCCAAUGGCCAUAGCCUUUUAUCUAUCUUUGUUUAUUGGACCUUCCUUUGUACUUGGGAAAACUCCGUCCUGCACUUGUCGUCGUAAUAUUUCAUGUGUUUGAUGUCUUGGCGUUCGUCUAACCGAUUUUUAGUGAACACAAGUAAGUCAAACUUGCC
Zea mays is the source of this 2054-nucleotide messenger RNA. RefSeq names its product heat shock cognate 70 kDa protein. Gene Ontology annotation, molecular function: ATP-dependent protein folding chaperone; ATP binding. The transcript has 2 exons. Lineage: Eukaryota; Viridiplantae; Streptophyta; Magnoliopsida; Poales; Poaceae. The record is from RefSeq and is a predicted model, not a curated record. Bases 156 to 1778 code for a protein of 540 amino acids.